GAGGGGAAGAGGGAGAGGAAAGGAGGCAGCAAGAGGAGAGGCAAGGGACCUUGGAUAAAUGUCUUGUAACGUCAAACCACACAAGGAGAGGCCUCCUGAGAAAAUGACAAGCCAAGGGUGUGUUUGGCUGGCCUCGCCUCGUACACAGAGUGUGUGGGGGGCGAGGCCAGGCUGGACUGUAUAAGGGCUGUGAGAGGCAGAGAGCAGAAAUCCAAACCUCCCAAACACACCUCUACACUGCAACUACCACACAGCCUUUUUUCCUUCGAUUGCUUGCCCGAGCAGAUUAGCUGAUACAAUGGCAGAUGAAAGCUUCCAGCAGGAGUUCCUCACCACGCACAACAUCUACCGGCAGAUGCACCAGAGCCCCCCGCUGAAAAUGAGCACAGACCUCAACAAGUCAGCCCAGAGUUGGGCCGAUCACCUGCUGGACAGUGGGAUCAUGCAACACAGCGGCAGCGGCGUUGGAGAGAACUUAUACUGCAUGUCCAGCUCUGCACCGAUCAACCUGACUGGGAAGGAGGCUGUUGAAAGCUGGUACGAAGAGGUGAAGGAUUACGAUUACAACAGACCUGGAUUCAAAGGAAACACAGGCCACUUCACCCAGGUGGUGUGGAAGGAGACUACGGAGGUGGGCGUGGGUCUGGCUACAGAUGGCAAAAGGGUGUUUGUGGUGGCUCAGUACAGACCUGCUGGUAACGUGAACGUCGCGGCAUACUUUGAAAGAAACGUCCUUCCACAAGCUGGCAGGGCAGGGUCCAGCGGAACAGACAGCCAUGGAGGAGAAAAGAACUGCACACUGCUGUAAACCCCCGCAAGGAGAAAACCACCUGUAUAGGGUUAACCAUGCAGAAGAACCCUGACCAUUAAACACCUGUAUUAGAACCACGCAGUAGAACCAUUCCCCACCAGUCAUUAAUAAUGAAACCGUUUACGGGCCAUAAAGAAUAAAACAAAAAUAAUUGUA
Gadus morhua (Atlantic cod) is the source of this 967-nucleotide messenger RNA. RefSeq names its product Golgi-associated plant pathogenesis-related protein 1. Lineage: Eukaryota; Metazoa; Chordata; Actinopteri; Gadiformes; Gadidae. The coding region runs from base 299 to 808 and encodes 169 amino acids. The transcript has 6 exons. The record is from RefSeq and is a predicted model, not a curated record. Gene Ontology annotation, cellular component: extracellular region.